Molecule: messenger RNA, 1327 nt
Organism: Halichondria panicea
Lineage: Eukaryota; Metazoa; Porifera; Demospongiae; Suberitida; Halichondriidae
Product: G kinase-anchoring protein 1-like
Exons: 11
Coding region: 147-1247 (366 amino acids)
Biological process (GO): signal transduction
Cellular component (GO): Golgi apparatus
Source: RefSeq, a predicted model, not a curated record
GACGGCGUGGUCUCGAGGCUAUUGAUCGAGUGGCUGAUUUUGAGCUCUCAAGACAAUACCAGUCACGUUCACCUAGCCUGUACUGUAAAGCUAGCUAGCUGUACAGUAGUACAGUCGAGUCUAGUACACAUGGUACAGUAGGAUCGAUGAUGUCUGGUAUCAAAGGUGGCAUCAGUGUGCAGAAAUCCAAGUUUUCAGUCCUGACCAUAGACUCUUUGUCUGAAGAUAGUGACUCAGAUAGUGCUAUAACCAGUGACUGGACCCAAGUGAAAGCUAUUGGAAUAGGCAAACAAAAGGGCAAAGGGAAGCAAGGAGAAACUCUGUUACCUGGAAAAGAUGGAGAGAGACCACUGAGCAAGAAUGCCAAGAAGAGGGCACGAAAGAGAAAACAACGAAAUAUUUCGGAGUCCUCCGAUGGCAAGCCUGCUGAGUCAGCCACUCUGUUGCCGGGUAACUUGAGCUGGGAGCAAGAGACAAGGAUGAGGAGCCAGGCGGCAGCUGACCAGGAAUUCCAGAAAGACAUGGAGAAAGCCAUUUUGAUGAGCAAGUCGGAUGCUCAAGACCAUACUAAGUUGCUGGAGGAAAGCCAUCUGGCUGAGAGGGUUGCCAUAACCGAGUCUCUCUCCUCAAACAAACUUCCCACCAAGACUAGCGGGAAGAAAGGUGUUACCCUAUCACUGCAAGAGUUCCAGCGUGGAGAUACAGCUGACAACCAGAAGUCAUUGUCAACUAAAACAAAACCUCAAGUUUCAGACAUUUUGGAUAAGCCACUGCCCCUCACACCGACCACACCUACUGAUAAUUUUUUUGAUCGUUUGAGUGUAAGUGUAGCGAAGGAAGUUGGUAAAGAACACAGCAAACAAGCACCAGCCACCAACAAACAGGAUGCUAACUCUUCUGAGGACCUCCCUCGAAUAGCACAGCUCAAAGAUGAAUUAGAGAAGAGAGACACUGUAAUAGAGAAACUUCGAAAGCACAACGAACUUUUUAAGAAAGCCCUACGAGAGGCUAAGGAGAGGAACCAGUCACUAUACAAGAUCCUUAGUCAAGGAGAAUUCUCUACCAAGACCCAGCUGAUUGAGCAGGUUGAGCAGCUAACCACAGUCAAGAAUGAGCUCACCGAUGAGGUGGAGUCAUUGCACAUUUCUUUAGAGCAAGAGAAAUCCAAGAACAAAGGUCUCAAACUGGAAUUGGCUAAAUUAAUGGGUGGAUCAGUUAAAGCUUCAAGAACGAACAGCUCAAGCUGAUCAUGGACUAGCUAUCAUGGACACUUCGUUUAUAGUGUUUUGUGUACAUUUCAUCUAAUCAUAUUAUUCUGACUUUGCAA